GUUCGAGAGCGCAUGAUCGUUAUCUUAAACGAUGGCUGCCGACCAGUCGAAAAAGUAUUUAGCUUACAACCAGAUUUUAUCAGAAAAUCGCCCUUGUCUGGGGUUGGGAUAACUUUGCUGUAAUUAUUAAUAAUCGUAGUUUGAUAGUUAUAUCGUCAUUCGUUCAUUUCAUUGUACAGUUAAACCGAAUAAUUAAAAAAAAGUGAACGAUGGCGCAGUGCAAGCAGACGGCUCAGGAGUUUAUCCAGAACACGUUUAGUCCGCAGGUGGCUGUACUGUGUAGUGCAGAUGCUGAACAUUUGUGUCAAAAAAACAAUUUGACAUUUGUUGAGUUAGUACAACCAUUCUGUCGACUUAACAGCGAAGCUCAUAUUCGAGAUCCCAACAAUGUCCUUCACUCAAUACAUAACUUGAAAAUAACAGUGAAAGAUUUGAACACACCUCCCCCACAACAAGCUGUUGCUCGGAAAAUGAUGACCGAUACUGUAGCUAGUGCCCAGCCUCAGCUAUUGGAUGGCAAUCAAAGAAAUGUUAUCUCUGUGGGUGAUUAUGAUCUGCAGCUAAGUGCAACCACUCCAUGGUUUGAGGCAUAUCGGGAAUGUUUUCUUCAUUUACUGCCGCCAUCUGAUCAUGAAUUCCUGAACCAUUCUAUUGCAUGUAUGUUUGUUGUGUCUUCUGGUCACACAGAUCCAGUAGGUGUCUUCAAUACUUUGUCACAACAACAGAGCCAACAGCAUAAUCAAUUUCCUAACAAACUGCCUAAAUGGUUCUGUCCAAAUAUUCUAAAGUACUAUGUGUUAUUACAUGAUGUUGUGGAAGGAGAACAAGCAAAGGCUGAGGCUGUCUACCAGAGCAUGAAAACCACAUUUGGUGCCCAUCUAUGCCAUUUACUUCAAAUAAAUUCCCGUUCUGUGCAAACUGCAGAAACCUUCAAGAAUGAUCAAAAUAUGCCAGACCCAUGGAGCCAAUUUUUACAUCGGGCACCUGAAUCAAAUGUCAUCUCUCCACUUGCUGAAAAGCAAAAACCACAGAAAGCUACUUUUCGAUACUUCAUAACAUGGGAAGGGGCUGAUUAUGAUGUCCCUGAAAACAAUCUUUUGAACAUACAAGAUGAGUUUUCAACACAGUUAAAUGAAAGUACAAACCAACCAAUUGAGCAAAAUUCUAAUGAACAGGUGGAGACUGCUGUAGAAGCAAUGGAAAGUAAACAAUAUGGAACAAACGAACAAGUUGGUCUUAUAAAUUCACCAAACAGUUCCAAGAUAUUUGAUCAUCCAUUAGCCGAAGAAAGCCGCAGUUUAAAUGGAAGCAUGAAUACUAUCAAUGCAUUGUCUCCUGAUGGAUCUGGAGCAGCCAUUUCUGGAGUAGCCACUACUACUGGUGGUCAUUUUAUUAUUUCUCCUACAGAAAAACCAAAAUCUGACCAACAUGGCAUGUGCCUCACUAUUAGUGACCAUGACCGAUUACGUAUUUUCAUGCAUGAAUUCUGUGUACGUGCACUCAUUCCAUGGGCUGAAAGGCAAAUGAGAGUUCUUAACGACCAGCUGACCUCUAGGAAAGGUUUCCACCGGUCAUUCUUUAGUGCAACUCGAAAGAUAUUUGGUGGCAAACCUACUGGGCAGAUGGUUACUAGUCAGAACACAACAGUUGUUUAUACAACUGAAGCACCAGAGUUACAGAUGCGACGACUAGCAGAUUUAGCAUUCCUUUUCCAGAUAUAUGAUUUUGCCUACCACACCUAUCAAACUGCAAAAAGGGAUUUUAACAACGAUCAUGCUUGGUUGCACUAUGCUGGAGCCCUGGAAAUGGCAUGUAUAACACUGUUCAUGCAGGACAAUGGCAGACAAUACCCUCAUCAUUACAUGGAAUCUGCUGUCACAACAUACUUGGCCACCUGCAGAAAUCCACAGCUUGCUGCAAGGGGAACACUAAUCAGUACAGAAGCUUUAAAAAGCAAAGGCAUGUAUGGAGAGGCUGCUAUGCAAUUUAUUAAAAUGAUUAGUGAGCAAGAUUCUGAUCUAAGAAGUGCAUUGUUACUUGAGCAAGCAGCUCACUGUUAUAUCAAAAAGCGUCCACCUAUGGCACGCAAAUAUGCCUUUCAUAUGAUUUUGGCUGGUCACAGAUUCAGCAAAUCAGGUCAAAAAAAACAUGCUUUACGGUCAUACUCACAAGCCCUUCAAGUUUACAAAGGCAAACAUUGGUCUUUAGCAGAGGAUCAUAUCAACUUUAUCAUUGGCCGCCAGUCUUUCAUCUCCCAAUUCUGA
This is a messenger RNA of Octopus sinensis (East Asian common octopus), 2264 nucleotides long. Its product is annotated as trafficking protein particle complex subunit 8. Lineage: Eukaryota; Metazoa; Mollusca; Cephalopoda; Octopoda; Octopodidae. Gene Ontology annotation, cellular component: cytoplasmic vesicle; TRAPPIII protein complex; phagophore assembly site. Gene Ontology annotation, biological process: protein localization to phagophore assembly site; endoplasmic reticulum to Golgi vesicle-mediated transport. The record is from RefSeq and is a predicted model, not a curated record. Bases 210 to 2264 code for a protein of 684 amino acids. The transcript has 16 exons.